This is a messenger RNA of Myotis davidii, 3695 nucleotides long. It is a transcript of the gene ZNF343, whose product is annotated as zinc finger protein 343. The transcript has 5 exons. The coding region runs from base 407 to 2191 and encodes 594 amino acids. The record is from RefSeq and is a predicted model, not a curated record. Gene Ontology annotation, cellular component: nucleus. Gene Ontology annotation, biological process: regulation of DNA-templated transcription; positive regulation of reciprocal meiotic recombination. Lineage: Eukaryota; Metazoa; Chordata; Mammalia; Chiroptera; Vespertilionidae. Gene Ontology annotation, molecular function: histone H3K4 methyltransferase activity; recombination hotspot binding; histone H3K36 methyltransferase activity.
GCAUCUUAAUAAAAGAGACGGAUAGGCUGUCACUGCAACAGACAUUGUCCAGUAAUUAACCUCGUGGCCGCAGCCUCUCCCCUGGCGGCCAUUGGAGGCGGAGCCUGCGGGGAUGCUGGGAGCUGUGCUGGCGCCGUAGAUCGGCGCAGGGCUGGGUGGACCUACCCCGCUGACGCUGGUCCUGGUUCAUGGAAACAAGAGGGGCGUGUACAAGUAAGGUUCGGAGAAGUCACUUCAGGCUGUGGAGCUCGAUCUAGCGAUGAAAUGGCUUCUGCCUGCACUUGCGGUAGAAUUCCACAGCAAACACGGGGCUGACUCGGGCCCUGACAUUGCCUGACUCUCUGCCUGGGGAGGGCAGGACAGGGAAGAGAGUUUGCCUUUGGCGAGCAGGGAGGCUGUGCAGACCAUGAAGACACUGAGUCAGAGUCAUAAGGCAGAAGGUUUGCCUUCUAAUGAUACUGACCGGCUCCAGAAAACGGAGGGAAAGCCCGAAAUACUGGUACCAGUUACAUUCAGGGACGUGGCUGUGGUCUUCACACAGGCAGAAUGGAAGCUCCUGAGCUCUGAGCAGAGGAUCCUGUACAAAGAAGUGAUGCUGGAGAAUUACAGGAACCUGCUUUCGUUGGAAUCAAAGCCAGAAACAGAUUCCUGUUCCUCUUGCCUUCUGGCCUUCUCCCAUCAGCCUCUCCUCAGCCAACAUGUGCUUCCGAUCUUCUUGGACUUACGGGACUUCCCUCCAGGGGAUUCUGGCCCAGGGCAUCAGGGGCAGAAAUGUUCUUCUCAAAGCUGCUGGAGUGAAAACACAAAAGGUCGAGAGAGAGAAGGUGGCUUCAGAUCCUUGUCUGUGAGGACAGAGGAGAGAGAAACCUCAGGCGCUGUUCCCAGCCCACCCCGAAGACAAUCAGCAAGUCCUAGAGAAGGCAACACAGUGGUAGAAAUAGAGCCCAAGCCAGCCCAGAGGCUACGCCCUGUGCAAACAGACAGAGGAGCGGAGUUAGGAACCCUGAGAUCCGGAGUAGGCAGCUGUAACAAGCAUGAACUGGACUGUAGUCUGAAAUCAGACUUUGCUGUAAACCAGGUGACCCUCUCAGAAGAGAAGCCCUAUGUUUGCAGGGAGUGUGGGCGAGGCUUUAACAAUAAGUCAAACCUCAACAGACACCAUCGGACGCACUCAAUGGAGAAGCCUUAUGUGUGUGGCGACUGUGGCCGAGGCUUUAGCCUGAUGGCGAUCCUUGUUCAUCACCAGAGGACACACUCAGGAGAGAAGCCGUAUGUGUGCAAGGAGUGUGGGCGAGGCUUUAGCAAGAAGUCCAAUCUGAACAGACACACAGAAACCCAUUCAGAAGAGAAGCCUUAUUUGUGCAGGGAGUGUGGGCAGAGCUUUAGAAAUAAUUCAGUCCUCAUUAGACAUCAGUGGAUUCAUUCUGGGGAGAAGCCCUAUGUGUGCCCGGAGUGUGGACGGGGAUUUGCUUACAAGUCCACCCUCAGAAAACACCAGAGGACUCAUUCAGGAGAGAAGCCCUAUAUAUGCCAGGAGUGUGGGCAUGGCUUCAGUGAGAAGUCAUCUUUCAUCAGACACCAGAGGACACACUCAGGGGAGAAACCCUUUGUGUGCCUGGAGUGUGGACGAGGAUUUGGUGAUAAGUCAACCCUCAGAAAACACCAGAGGACACACUCGGGAGAGAAGCCUUACAGGUGCAGUGAGUGUGGCCGAAGCUUUACCCAGAAGUCAUUCCUCCUUAUUCACCAAGGGACACACUCAGGAGAGAAGCAUGUUUGCAGGGAGUGUGGGCGAAGCUUUAGCUACAAGUCAAAUCUCAUCAGACACCAGAAGACACACUCAGACGUGAAGCCUUAUAUGUGUAGGGAGUGUGGGCGAGGCUUUUUCUAUAAGUCGGACCUCAUCAUACAUGAAAGGACGCACUCCGGGGAGAAGCCUUACGUGUGCAGUGAGUGUGGUCGAAGCUUUAGCCAGAAGUCAUUCCUCGUUAUUCACCAGGGGACACACUCAGGGAAGAAGCAUGUUUGCGGGGACUGUGGGCGAAGCUUUAGCUACAGGUCAAACCUCAUCACACACCAGAGGAAGCACUUGGCGAAAAGCAUGUUUCCAGGGAUCACGGACAAGACCCAGCAAUCAGUCAAAUCCCAUCUUACACCAGAGAGACACCUGGGGUCUGUGUGUGUGGAGUGAGGGUACCUUCAGGGAUGUGUUGACUCUCCUCAGGCACUGAGGACACAUUCAGCAGAGGAGCCUAAGUGUGGGUAACUCUAGCCACACUUAAGUGGGAGGCGUUGUGUGUGCGGGGACUGUGGAUGAGGCGGUAGCCAUAAGUCAAUGUUUAUCGAAUAUCCAAUGGCAGGGAGGCAGGCAGGCACAAGGUGGCACACUCAGAGAGGAGCAGCGUGUUCGUAGGGACUGUGGGCAAAACCCUUGUGAUCAGCCAGCCUUCUUCUCAUGCCAUAGAGAGAUCCUUGUGUGGGGGUACGUGGAGCUCUGUCCAGAUAACCUCAUCAGGACCAACACCCCUGCAGCUCCGGAUAACGGCUGCUGAUGCUGCAGAGGUGAAGUCUUUUCUAGGACCUGCUCUCAGCCACAGGGAACUGCACCUUCCUAAGGGCUGGCUCCUGGCCAAUGGUUGACUGCUAUGGGGAGACAAAACCUCCACCCUGGACUCAGUUGUGUCCAAAGGGUCAUCCUGGAUCGAGAGAUGCCCAUCAGAUCUCAGUUGUGAACACAUUGCAGGUCAGCUUCUUCCUCUGCCCAGUCCAGCCCUCAUUCACCAAUAAACCACUUAAUUCUCCAUCUCCCUGUCUCUCCAGGGACUCCACUCUAAGACAUCUUAAGUGUACAAGGAGCGUGGACGUGGUUGUGGCCAUAGUCACCCCUCACAAACCUCAGCGUUUGCAUAGAAACUGUGUGUGUGGGCAGAACGGGCAUGGAUUUAGGAAAAGUGCAUCUCAGGAUGCAUCAGAGAACAGCUGUAUUGUGGGAAGCUUUAUAUAGGCGGGGAAGGAGUCUGUAAGAUGCUUGAGCAAUCAGUUAUAUUAGUUACACUUCGUCUUGCACCAGAGGUCACUCUGAGAGAAGAUCUGUGUGGGCAGGGUUUGUGGGUGAAGCCUUAUCCGGAUGCUCCUCCUCAACAGACUAAGAGGACAUUCUUGACACCACAAACCACUACCUCACCUUUGAAGGGGUUUCACAAGUCUUGACUGCCGCCCCCCUUCUCUGUAUGAGAGUGAAGAUGGCACUAGUCACUAAAUAGACAUAGUUUUCGUAAUCAGAUGGAGUAAAAAAGUAAAGAGUUUUACUUAACUUAAGAAUGACAACUUGCUUUAUUUUCAUACACCAGUUCCUUCCCACGUUUUGUCCUUUUGUUAUAGUAAAAUGAUAAGCUCAAGCGGCACACCUCAGUCUCUCAUCCAUCUGGAAAGGAAUUCACAUUCGCAGCCUAGAUUUCCUGCAUGAGUUCAACCCUUGAGAAAAAAUAAGUCCAAAUAAAUCUGAGGUUAUCUGAGCCUUUCGUGGGGAGGAUGAUCGGGGUUCUGGAAACAUGCCAGCCGAGGGGAGAACUUCCCAGGUCUCCAAGGCCUGGAUUGCCUCUUCUAACUGAUCACUCCCUUUGGCUUUUGUGAAGGCUCCCUUCCCUGGGUUUUCUCCUUUCUGAUCUCUACUCGGGUCUCUGCUGAGCCCUUCU